AUGAUCAUGAAUCACCAAUACGGACAAGAGGAAGAUUUGUAUAGCUUCGGAGAGGGCAUGGAUGAGGAUAUGCAAGGAGCAUUUGGCAAUGCCUUUGCAAAUUAUGGAUAUAAUUCUACAGAGACGUUGCUCAAUGAUUUCGGAGAUUCAAUGAGUACGAACCAAGGAUAUCCAGCAACGCGAGGUGGGCCCAUGAGACCAUCAUUGCAAACGGGAAACCCUUGGGGAGGUAUGACAGGUACAGCUGCAAGGGGUGCGUUUGUUGGAACCGCUUCGGCAAUGCUUGCUGGAGAGGAAAUACAACAAAGACCAAUGACUUCUAUUAAUGCUGCUGGAUUCUCGUCUAAAAAGAAAGAUCCCCUCUCGGAAAACUUUGUGGGAGGUAGAGGACGGGCUCCUCCUCUUCAAAAGAAGAGCGAAAAGAGUGAUGCAUAUAUGGCUGUUGAAAUGGAGCUAAAUAUUCAUAAAUCCAUUGAACAGAGUGCCAUGUUAUGUCAUACCAAAGACUUUGCCAUGGCAUUGGACAAAGCAAAGGAAGCUGAAAAGAGAGAAAAGGCAUUGCUGCGUUUCAAGCAAGAGAAGCAAUUAAAUCAAGAUCCAAACCAUGAGCUAUCGUACGCAGUUCAAUUUAACUUGGCAAGAGCUUAUCAAUUAAACGGCAUGUAUACUGAGGCAUUGGAUACCUAUGAUGCCAUUGUGCGAAAUAAGGAAUUAGAGCAUGCUGGAAGGCUUCGAGUGAAUAUUGGGAAUAUAUUUUUCGAGAAGGGAGACUAUCCACUUGCAAUUAAAAUGUACAGAAUGGCUCUGGAUCAAAUUACAAAUGACUACAAAACAAUUCGAAACAAAAUCAGGAAAAAUAUUGGAGUGGCUCUUAUUAAAAUAGGCCAAUAUUCGGAUGCCAUUGCUAAUUUUGAAGAAGUGAUUGAAAAUAAUAAUAAUGACAUAGAUGCUGCGUUCAACCUCGUAGUAUGUCACUACAGCACAGGAAACAAAAAGGAAAUGAGAAAAGCAUUUUUGAGGUUGUUGAAUGUAAAUAUUCCAGGACUGCCAGCUGAUGAAGAUUUGGAUGAUGAGUACAAUUCUCUUAUGAAUGAUGGCUUGAGGGACUAUUUAAAGGAUUAUCAACGAAAGCAAUAUGAUUUCAUUUUGAAGAGUGCAAAACUAAUUGCAGAGCUCAUUGAGGACGACUGGGAAAAGGGCUACGAUUUUGUAUUGAGCAAUUGA
This is a messenger RNA of Naegleria lovaniensis, 1224 nucleotides long. RefSeq lists its product as uncharacterized. The record is from RefSeq and is a predicted model, not a curated record. Gene Ontology annotation, cellular component: ciliary base; non-motile cilium; centriole. The coding region runs from base 1 to 1224 and encodes 407 amino acids. Gene Ontology annotation, molecular function: kinesin binding. The transcript has a single exon. NCBI's taxonomy places the organism in Eukaryota, Heterolobosea, Eutetramitea, Acrasida, Naegleriidae. Gene Ontology annotation, biological process: non-motile cilium assembly; intraciliary transport.